GGAAGUUCAUACGUGCAUGAUGCCCGCCUUCAAUCGUCUUCUUGUUCUCGCCGUCUUGGGGCUUUUGCUCUGCGUGUACUCUAUGCCCAUCCCUUCAAAUGCUGGUCGCGAUCUCGGCACUACUAGUGUUGCUCGACGGACUCUCCAUGGUGCACUGCUCACAGAGCCUCACAAAGCUGACGAAGGUAUCCAGGCACGCCAUCACGAACGCUCAAAUGAUACCGAGUUCAUUGGGGAAGACCGUGAGGCCUCUGCCCUCGAGCGCCGCAAGGCCGUCAAGGCAACCAAAGUAUCGACACCCAAGGUCAAGGCGGCCCCCAAAGUCAAGACGCCUCCUCCUGUGCAGGCUCCUCCGCCAGUGAAGGCCCCUCCUCCGGUGAAGACUCCGGCGAAGACGACAGCGUCGCCGCCCAAGACGACCAAGGUCACUCAGACUACGUCGAAAAUCACGUCAUCCAAGACGACCUCUGCGGCGACGUCGACCGCUGGUGCUGCCUGCCCUAUCGCGGCGAAGCCCCAGUCCAAUCCAAGCUCCACCUGCCCUUCUUUCGGCGUGCGUCCGACUUGAUCACGCAUCUCUUCCAGCGUGACAGCCAAGAAUUCAUCGGCUGGCACGGUACCAACAGCGACACGGCUGGUUUCUGGGCGGAGCGAGGUGAGCUCGCCAAGCCUGAGAAGACGGAUGGGUUCCUGGACUUCAUCGGCCUCGGACCCAAGAAGGACGAAGGCACGAGUGGUGCUGACGCGGAGAUCGGCCCUGGUGUCUACGUCACGGACGACCGGGACAUCGCUAUCGCGUUUGCCAACAACAAUGCUGUCGUGAACAAGAAGAAAAUCCCCAAAAUCACCGCCCAGCUGUGUGCGAUCUUCGCCAAGUCGUCUGGUAACUGGCGUACUACGAUCCGCAAGGCAUUCUUAACCGCCGAAAAUCUCGUCGGGGAUGCGUCGGACCCGGUCAGGAAGAACCAGCUCGAGCAGGCGCGUCUCCAGCACAUUAAGCAGGCCGUGCCUGGGGUGAGCGCGACGAAUGUGGUUAGGUUCUCGCUCCUCAGCCGUAGCACGCACACCGGUCAGCUCGUUCUCCCCGCUGGGAUCACGAGCCAGUUUACCGCGCAGUGUGUCGAGGUCCCGGUUAACAACCAGCCGGCUGCCAAUGCCAACACCAAGCAGUUUCCCAACUUCAGCUACGCCGGCAAUGCCCAG
Messenger RNA from Dichomitus squalens LYAD-421 SS1, 1203 nucleotides. RefSeq lists its product as uncharacterized. The transcript is spliced from 8 exons. Lineage: Eukaryota; Fungi; Basidiomycota; Agaricomycetes; Polyporales; Polyporaceae. The record is from RefSeq and is a predicted model, not a curated record. The coding region runs from base 17 to 568 and encodes 183 amino acids.